AUGGGCCCAUCGAGCAAAGACAGGGCGUCCGAGGUGUCGGCAAGCGUCCUUACCGCCAGCGAUGAGCGACCCCGGCGGAGCAAGAGCGAGCGCGAGCGGGUCAAGAGCCGCGAGCGGUCGAGGGAGAGAGAUGGUAGAGAUAGGGACGGGGACCGCGACCGCGACCGUGACAGAGAACAUCGCCACCGCAGCACUCACAAGUCCACCAAGUCGCGCAGCUCCAAGAUGGCCGCCGACGGAGAAUCCCAGACCUCGACCACCACAUACCGCCGACCUCGCACCGAGGAGGAGAAGCUGCAGAGACACCGCGAGAGGAAAGAGGAGAAAGAGCGAGAGCGUGAGGAGAGGAAGAGGAAGACGGGCUCAAUGAGCGACCUGGUCCCCGAGAUGAGCAGGAGUUCGCUGCAGGGCAGCAGGGUCAGCUUGCCCUACCCAACUUUCAACAAGGCCCAUAGCAAGGAGUUCGUCGGCGCCAGCAGGGAGGAUCUCUCCGUGCCGCCAAUGCCCGACCGCGAACCACCCACCCCCGACCAGACAGACCUGGGUUCCAAGGUCAGCAAGAGGUCCAAGUCACUCAGUCGCUCCGGAAGUAGUGCCAGCGGCAGCAAGAAGACGGCCAAGAAGAAGGAUGACCGACCGCCGAGCCCGCCCGACACCGAAAUGUCGGGCGAGAAGCGACGAACCCAUACUUCGACGUCGCAUCUUAGAGAAAGUGACGACAGACCGAGCUCGAGGACCAGCGGCGUUUCGAGGUCGAGUUCGAGGCGCGACGACAAAUCAAAACUGUCUACCAAGUCCAAGACAUCCAGUCAGGCUACCUAUGUCAAGUCGAAGGCGACUCCCAAUAUCCAUCUUACGGCCGGCGCCCGCUCUGCUGCUACCUCUGUUCUCCCAAAGCGGAUGAACUCGAGGCAAUCGAGGCGGUCUGACCGCACUGACGACGAUUCUCCAGAAUCGGUCCAGGACUCUUCACCGAAGACCCCAACCGCAACACCACAGUUCCCGCCCCCGCAAAUAUUUCCCAAUGAGAGACAACAGCCUCCCGUGGCUUUCGACGAGAAGGAUCGUCCCACGCCUGCCGCAACACCGAUGACCGACUUUGGUACUCCACCUCCACCACCUCCCCCGCCGCCGCCUCUCAACAUCCAGGAUGUACCAAGAAUCGACUAUCUCAUGCAGAAUGGUGGUCUGAUGCACCCUAUACCCAAGCACUUCCUUUCCGUCAUACCAAAGCAGAACGGCUCACGUCCUUCAAAUCCGCCCCUGGUCGGUACUGAAGUCAUGUUUGCGCCCUUCUUCAAUCUUCUGGAUAAAUAUCAGGACGUUAUCCACAAGCAAGGCUCGGUGGCAGUGGCAACUGGCCACAAGACCGUAGCGAGGCGGUUGCUGGACAGACUGGAGGAUGUGUUCUCGCGAGACCUACCUGCCGAAGGCUGCUCGUGUGUCAUGUGUGCCAAGACGCCUGAGGAACACCGCGGACUUGGCUGGGGAGAGGUUCUUGAGAGAGUUGGAGGCAGGGUCGAGCUGCCCCAAUGGCCACCCUUUGACCUCGCGACCUUGAGCGCAGCAGCGACGGAGAAGCUCACCAACUUACCGCCCAGGCCAUCUUCGCCCGUACAACUGGAUCCCGAUAUCGCCGAGGAAUUCAGGGAUCACUAUCUCCGACAAUCCAAGAAGGUCAGGUCCGCUGUGGACAAGUGGUUGAACGUGUGUUCUGAGGCGCCUGCACCGCCACCGACAGAUGUUGACGAUGAGACACUCACCUUCGCCAUCUUGACCAGUCUUGAAACCGAAGAACGUCCAUACUUCAACGCCCUUCUAGCUGGGUCACACGAGUUGAAGCCCGAUGUCAGAGCCCCUACGCCGAACGUGCGUAAGCCUCGUUCAGACUUUAUCGUCAAGUUAGGGCUGUCACUACAGCGUCUAUACAAGUUGUCUCAGACUCCUCGUGAUGCCGAGGUCGCCAUGUAUCUCGUCAAGAACCCGUUCCACCACGACUUGCUUGUCACCAUCCACGAUAUUAGCCCACAGGAAUGGGAGAUAUUGACUUCCGGUCGCUUUGAUGGGUUUUUGUGGUCCGGAGCAGACGGCGAUGACGGCACCACGCCGACAGCAGAAUACCCCAACUCUCGCGGUGGAACUCCCGCAUCCGGUUUCUUCUCGCCUCCAACUUCGCGACCAGGCACAGGCAUGUCACGUCAAGCGCCUGGGCUUGGCGCCUCGAGAAACACGACGCCUUUCUCAGGCAUGUACAGCCGCGGCGCGACGCCUGCGUCAUUCGUCUCGCUGUCCUCCUCGGCAACACAAGGACACAACCGACAGGCCGUAUCGCACGACGAGGAGCUUGAGAUCGCCGUCCUCGCCGAAGUCGAACGCGAGAUCUACCAAGGCAUGGAAGCUCUCGAGGACGCAUUCGAGAAACUCCACCAUCGUGCGGAAAUGGUCCGGAUAGCCCUGCGGCAGCGCAACACCGGUCUUAUGAUGAGUAUGCAGCAGCGAAGAGCAGGCCCCUCGGUCCUGCCGCAGAGUGGCGGCAGUGUUAACGGCUUCGACCGCCCUUACUGGGCCACGGGCGAGGAUGAGAGUGAGAGUGAUUGGGGCGGUGAUGAUAUGGAGAGUCUGGCGCCUGAUGAUUCGGCAAGCAAUAUCAGUAGUAGCAGACACCGUAGGCCGAAGCGCAGGACUGAGCGCAGGACACCGGCGCCCAUCGAGGAAGAUGACGAAGAGAACUAG
Truncatella angustata is the source of this 2733-nucleotide messenger RNA. RefSeq lists its product as uncharacterized. Lineage: Eukaryota; Fungi; Ascomycota; Sordariomycetes; Amphisphaeriales; Sporocadaceae. Gene Ontology annotation, molecular function: DNA binding. The coding region runs from base 1 to 2733 and encodes 910 amino acids. The record is from RefSeq and is a predicted model, not a curated record. The transcript is spliced from 2 exons. Gene Ontology annotation, cellular component: nucleus.